AUGACGGAGAGGGGAACCGAAGCGGAGGCUACAGGGCCAACUCUGAAUAUUCACCACCCCAUCAUCCAAAGUGUAGCCCGAGAACGGACGAGACACAAUGCGGAAUUGCGCGCUGUCCAACUACAGAUUGACAAAUUGGAAACAGAGCAGGAUCAAUUAUGGGUAGAAAACGAGCAGCUCAAAACUCUACUUAACCACUUACCCGACGAUAAUUCUUUAGACGAGUAUGUUGCACGUAUCGGCGACCUAGAAAAGCAGAAUGAUGCCCUCGAAGAUAAAAUCUACAAAUUACAGGGCCUGUCCUCUGACGCUGCUAAGGGGUUCCGGGCUGAAUAUAUUCCUACGCACCCUCGUAAUAGUAUGGAACUGGAGGAACUUAGCCUGGAGUAUAGAGAUUUCGUAGAUCAAAUUAUAAAUCUCAUAUAUGAGUGGGUGUCACCCCUAUUAGCGGACGACAAACACGCCGUGGAGGUUGUCCAAGCCGCCCUACGAGACGAGACCGCCAAGGAUUUUAUCACUUGGAUGGAAGCGUACCCGGACAUUGCUAGGCUCUCGUCUUUUUACUUGUCAACUGAAUACGUAUGCUUAGCCGUCAUCAUGCGAUGGCUAGAGACGGCAGUCUUCUCGACGGAAGUAUGCGGCGUCGCCCCGGAGACUUCCAACACGCUAGAGCACGUUGAAGACUCCCUUUCCCACCACGUCAACCCACUGCCGCGGCACAUCGAGGUUAGGAAAUGGCGGCAAAACACAAACUACGCUCUAAUGCAGCAUCCCGAAUACCGACCCACGCGUCUCGACCACGAGGAAACACUAGCGAGUGCCCUGCAGUACCUAUUCCGCUUCCUACCCGGCGUCAACACAGAAGGCAUGCUCGAGCGUAUCUGCGACACGAUAGUGGUCCCGGCGAUCGAGAUCAACGACGUAUUCGCCACCUCGGUCGACCAUUUCGAACUCCACAGCUGGAACUUCCUCCCGGGGACCAGCGUAACCGAAACCGUAUCGACCGAGGAGCUCUACGAGCACCGGGAAUGGUUCGAGCUCGAGGACCCGCUCGACAAUACUAACAAGAUUGAUAUUGAGGGCAAGAGCCUCGAAGAGACUACGCGGAGGCUUGAUCCCGUCUGCUCUGUCAUCCCGGCUAUCGUGAUGAGGAAUGCGGAGGACCGCGAGAAUGUUACGCUGUGCGCUAAGGCGUAUGUUGUUGCUGCGUGGGGACUGCCGAAGACGAGGGAGCGGAAGUGGAAUGAGCAGGAGUCGGGGUUUUUGAAUGGCUUGUUGUCGGAGUAA
Molecule: messenger RNA, 1287 nt
Organism: Daldinia childiae
Lineage: Eukaryota; Fungi; Ascomycota; Sordariomycetes; Xylariales; Hypoxylaceae
Exons: 2
Coding region: 1-1287 (428 amino acids)
Source: RefSeq, a predicted model, not a curated record